Mytilus trossulus (common blue mussel) is the source of this 1611-nucleotide messenger RNA. RefSeq lists its product as uncharacterized. Gene Ontology annotation, molecular function: zinc ion binding. The transcript has a single exon. Bases 1 to 1611 code for a protein of 536 amino acids. The record is from RefSeq and is a predicted model, not a curated record. NCBI's taxonomy places the organism in Eukaryota, Metazoa, Mollusca, Bivalvia, Mytilida, Mytilidae.
AUGGCGGAUGAUAUGUUAAGACGUGUAAAAAGGCAAGGUUUCGGCAACCCUUCAAAAACAGUCCGUUGUAGAUUCCAUGAACAGGAAGAAUACCAGAUGUUCUGCAAGGACUGUACAGAUUUAGUGUGCUUCGAAUGUCUUGGAGAAUUGCACCAAAAACACAAUUUGUGUCGAUUGAAAGAUGCCGAGGAAGAUAUUCGGAAUGAAAUGGAGGUUCUGUUGUUUGAAGGAAACUUUACUGAACAACUUACUGCACUGAGUGACAAGCUGUCACAAAACAGGAAAACUCUUGCACAGGACGAGGAACGUUUAAAUUAUGAAAUUAGAACUAGUGUAGAACAAAUGAAGCAAAAAAUCGACUUUGCAGAGGAAAAUCUUUUGUCAAAAUUACGUAAUUCAUUUGGAAGUAUUAAGACAACACUACAAUAUCAAGAAAAAAAUAUCAAUAACUUACAAACAGAAAUUACUAAUUUAGACGUUAAUAAGCUUUCAGAGCUCAUUUUGAACCAAAUUAUCAAUAGUUUUUCUGAAAUGAAGUUAUGUUCCUCUACGUGUGAUAAACUCAUAAAUCAUCCAAAACCGGGUUUUCAACCAACGAUGGAGUUUUUAAUUGGAAAUUUAAUUGAAACGCCCAGUAGAAAACGUGACGCUGGUGCAUUUCCAUUGCACUCAUGCUCGAAUAUAUCAACGCAAACAGAUUAUUUCGAAGAUUCAGAUACUGAAUGGUUUGAUGCUGAAGACUUAGAAGAAGAUGAUGUAUUAGAAAGCUCAUCAGAUGAAAUUGUAAAUGAAUAUCCGAUUAAGUUUCAAAUGAACCAAGAUAUAAACCUUGUUAAAAAAAUAGUUCCUAUCUCUGAAAAGGAUGCUUGGAUAAUUGCAAAUCGGAAAUUGCUCAAAAUUGUCGAUUAUGCCUUGCAAGUUGAUGUAUACGCAGAUAAAGUUGAUGACAUUGUUGUUUUAAACGAUGGUUGUGUCUUGGUUCUCCGUUAUGAUGAAACAUUUAUAAUGAAACUACUUCCGAAUAGACGACUUGUAAGAUUUUCAAAUGUCGAUACCGUGAGCUAUUAUCCAAAUUGCAUUUGCAUAAGAGAUGAAAUAGUAGUAAUAUAUCUUUGGAAUGUAAAAGAAAUUUUCAAAGAUGGGUAUAUUAGCAACAGCCAUGUCAUUUGGAUGAACACUGAUGGAAUAGUAGCUAAGCGCUCAAUAUUUUCUGAAGGUGGUUGGAAGAAACCAUGUUCCAUACAAAAUUUGGAAUCAAGUUUGUGUGUCUUAUAUCGUGUAAAAUGUGAAUCUACCUUGCAUUCUAUAGAGCUUAUAGAAGCUAAACCUGGAAAAUGUGAUAUGCUUUAUAGGUUUAAGGGGAUAUAUGGGUUAAAUCCAGAGAGGAAUUUUGAAUGUAAAGGGAUGUGCGCCGAUAAAUCUCGCAACAUAUUAGUAUCAGAUCAUCGUCACCAUAGCGUGUAUGUACUUGAUAAAGAACUGAAGUACAAAAAAACAUUAUUCGAUGCAAGAAAUGGACAUGAUAAACCAGCGGCCAUCAGUCUCUUGAACGACCAACUUUGGGUUGCUGACGGAAACCAGAUGUUCAUUUUUCAGUAUGCAAAUAUGUAA